This is a messenger RNA of Neopsephotus bourkii (Bourke's parrot), 4454 nucleotides long. RefSeq names its product high mobility group AT-hook 2 (gene HMGA2). Gene Ontology annotation, molecular function: transcription coregulator activity; DNA binding. The record is from RefSeq and is a predicted model, not a curated record. Gene Ontology annotation, cellular component: nucleus; chromatin. The coding region runs from base 995 to 1324 and encodes 109 amino acids. The transcript is spliced from 5 exons. Lineage: Eukaryota; Metazoa; Chordata; Aves; Psittaciformes; Psittacidae. Gene Ontology annotation, biological process: regulation of DNA-templated transcription.
GGGGAGCCGGGAGCCCGGCCUGGCCCUUUAAACCUGCCGCGGCGGCGGCGGGGCCGUGCCGGUGCGGGACACGUGAGGCGGCCGCGGCGUGCGGCGGCGGCGCUACCCGGCUGCCGUGCUGCUCGUGUUUUCUCUGGCCGGCCGCCAGCCCCCGCUCGCUGGGUUUUCGGUCUCUCGUUCUGCCUCCUCCUCCUUUCCCCCCGCACCCUCCCCUCCCCUUUCGCACAGCCCCCUCCUGGUUUUUCCACCCGCGGGGAAAGGUGGAUUUUCUUUUCUUUUCCUUUUUUUUUUAAAGCCCUCAUCCCAAGUUGAGUCCGUGGGCAGGACUCGCAUAAUAAUAUUUCCAGUCUCCGCAGCUCCCAUCACAGACACGAACCCAGCACCGCCCCCCCCUUUUUUUUCCCCCUUCCCCAAUCUCCCAAAUCGUUUUAUUAUUUUUUAAAUGAUCGCUCUUUUCGCCCGCUGCUGCCGAAAUCCCGGUCUUCCCAGGGUGCAUGCUUCUGGCAGGACCGUGCAGUGUUCUCAGGCCAUUUUCACUGUGUCUUAUCUUAAUUUGUCCUGAUCCGAUCCAAGCGCGAUAGCCACCACUUGCUCUCAAUUUGUAGGAUCUUUCUUCCCCUUCUUGGUUUGCUCCCGGCUCCCCUCGGAGUGUUUCCCUCUCUUCUUGCAUUUCCAGGGUUGCAAUUUACUCUGCCUUUUCUUCUUCUAUUUUUUUUUUUAAACCUCCCCUUUUUUGAAUUGCUUCAUGUUACUUACUAACCAUUCCUAAAUUGUAAGAGAGAUUCAUUCCCCCUCCUCUUCCACCACCACCAGCACCACUACCACCAUCACCUCCUCCUCCUCCUCCUCCCCUUCUCUUCUCCUUUUUGGCAGCACCAGGACGUCCGGUGUGGUGGUGGCAGCGAGCAGCAAAAGCAGCAAGAGCUCGUUUUGAUUCCCCCCCUUCCAAGGUGCUUUGGAGAGACUGGUUUAAGGCUGAGCAGCAGAAGUCACGAUGAGUGCACAAGGUGAGGGACCCGGUCAGCCUUCCACUGCUGCCCAGGAGCAACCUGCAACCGCAGAGCCUCAGAAGAGAGGACGAGGCAGACCCAGGAAGCAACCACAAGAACCAACUGGUGAACCAUCUCCUAAAAGACCAAGAGGAAGACCCAAAGGAAGCAAAAACAAGAGUCCCUCUAAAGCAGCUCAGAAGAAAGCAGAAGCCACUGGUGAAAAGCGACCCAGAGGCCGGCCCAGAAAAUGGCCUCAACAAGUGGUUCAAAAGAAGCCUGCUCAGGAAGAGACCGAAGAAACGUCCUCACAAGAGUCUGCAGAGGAAGACUAGGAGACCGCACCACGCAAUUUCUACCUCAUCAGCAGUUGGGUCUUUUGAAGGGAGAAGACACUGCCUUGACCACUUAUUUUCUAUUGCCAUGGUCUUUCCACUUUUGCCUGGGGGGGGUGGGGGGGGUGGGAAUUGCAUAACCUUAAAAAGGAUUUGACUAAUCAUCUUUUUUGUAAUCCCUUCACAGUCCCAGGUUUAGUGAAAAACUGCUGUAACACAAAGGGGACACAGAUUAACGAUGCAACCUUUAAUUACUGUUUUCUUUUCUCUUAACCUACUAAUAGUCCAUUUGAGCUGCUAAGUAAUGGUGAGUGGGUCAAAAAUUGCUCCGAAUCGGGUUUAUGUCAUUCACUGCACUGCAUCUAAACAAUUAACUUGUAACAUAGUCAUUAUAAUGGGCAUUGAAAUAGGAAAGGCUGUGUGUGUGACACUAAAGCCUUGCAGCUCUUCCAGGAACCCACUCCCUACUUAGUGAACUCCCUGUUUUAGAACACCAAAGAUAGGGAAUACAUACUACUCUUUUUUCUCUUGUAACCUUCUUGUAGACUUGUACUUGAUUUUUUAUUUUAUUUUAUUUUUAUUUUUUUUAAGACUUACUGUUAUUUCAGGAAAAAAAUUGAAAGCUGAUCUUUCACUUCAUUCAGCUGGUAAGCAGAAGAAAGAAAUCCACACGAGAAAGGUACUUUCAUUUUGCAAAAGGGAAGAAAGACAAAGAUACGUUGUAUAGUAAUAGAUACGAACAUAUCAGCACAAGUAGUAGUAAACGAAACGAGCAGCCCUCAUCUUCUGGAUGAUAGGAAGCCAGAGUUGGCUUCCUGUAGAUCCAGGCAUUUUCUAUGGAAACAAAAAUAACUGACACCAAACACCUUAUGCCAUUAAUGACUAAGUCUUUACUGAGAAAAGCGUUUUAAAACAUACAGAAAGGUACCUCAAAAUUAACCGUGUAUUUGUCCUAACAAAAAUAAUCCAGAUGUUUUGCUUAGUUUCGCCUAAUUCCAUUCGCCCCAUACCAGUAUUUCAAAAGCAUUGCAUCCCUCCUCAGUACUCAUCAGUCCUGAUGUAAGAACAAACACCACGUACCUCAGCUAAGCUCGUGCAUUACUUUAAGCAAUGUAUUUUGACAUAGGAUGGUUCACUGAGCACCUUGGUGCCAGUGACGUUUUUCCAUCUUUUCAUUCAAAGCAGCACUUUUAGCACCAGAUGCAAUAUUACCCCCACUAUUCAGUGCUACCUCUGAUUUUUACAAGUAACUCGACAGACUGAUAAAUACAUGCUGCUAUACACAUUCAAUGCAGGAAAUUUUUACUGGGUAGAUAAAUCAUGAGUAUCUGCGUUUUCCCCUUAUUUCUACUUCCACACUUGAUUGCAGUUAAGGAAGCAAUAUCUUCAUUGUGUUUUGGCAUGACUAUGUAUUUUUCUUUCUCUUGGUUUGUUUUUUUUUUUUUCUGUUUUGUUUUGUUGGGUUUUUUUUCAAUGUACUUACCCUAUUCUCUGCUAGACUUCUGUGUAAUGUACUGUUAACUUGAAUAUAUUUUUGUACUGAAUUGCUGAUAGGUUUGUGAGGAUAAUUUUCUGCAAUGACACUACAUGACAUAGAAAAAAAUUUAGCUGUAAUGUUUAAAUAUUACUGUCCAAGUUUGUACCUCAAAUGAAUUGUUUAAAGAAAUGGACUAAUUGAUUGACAAAGACCUACCUCCAGACUUUAAAUAGAAUGAACUUGUUACUUUCAGCAUUAGUUUUGAGACGUUGGAAACAGUUAGGACUGCAACUAAUCCCUAAUUGAAAACUAUUUUUGUAAAAUAACUUGUGGAAAAUGAACACAUUUUAAAUUACUUUCGUAUUAAAAAAAAAAAAAAAAGAACAAAAAAAAAAUAAAACCCUUCAAAGAAACUUGAAGCUUUGUAGGUGGGAAGCAACAAGCUCAGCUUUUGCAUAAUGCAAUCACAAAUAUGUGUUUUAAAAAAAAAAAGAAGAAGAAAUUAGUAGAUUGUAAGAAAAUACUUGACAAGUAUUUUCGUGUAUUUUACACAAAUGUGAUUUUGUAAUAUGUUUCAGCCAGAUUUAUUUUAAAUGCUUCUUAUGUAGAGGUUUUUUUUAUUCUUCUCUCUCUCACUUUUGUUGUUCCUUCUCUUUCUCUCCUCCUGUUUUGCUUUCUCUAGUUCUGUUUUAGUUCUCUUCUUCCUCUCUUUCCUAGUCAGUACUUUUUACCAUUGUAUUAAUAACUGGGCCAGGGGUAGUUUCUCAGGAAGGCGUCUGUUAGGAUGGCUUUAGUACCAAGCCAAAUGCAGUUAAGAUAACUACUUACUGGCUUCUUCCCAGAGGCAGUGUCAAGAAAUACGGACCCUCCUUGAAAGCCCACAGAGGGUUCAGUGGCGGAAAUCGCUGAGAAAGAGCUGAUCAGAGUAUUACAACUAGACACGUUAAUACCGAGUGAAAGAGAAAGAAUCCUAGCUCUACGGUAGCUCUAACAGGCCAAAUCCAGUGUCACUUGAAGGCAGUAGAAGGAAUUCUGCUGACUUCAAAGGGCAUCGAAUCAAGCCUUAAGCAAGUCCCUUUUGGGGUUUUAUUUUUGCAUUUUUUAAAACCACAGUAUUCCGUGGAUGACACAGAAAUAACGGCUGGGUGUGCGGCACACUUCAGCCUCUGAGAGACUUACCACUCUGAGGAACCGAGUCUUGUAUUUUCUCUAUAUUGUAGUACAAUCAAAACACAUUACUACCUCUUAGGGCCUACUAUACCUCAUUUGUUUUCAGACUGAAAAAUCGCAUGUGGCCACGGAAUCAGUGAGAACAUCAUAAAAUUUUUUAUAUAUAUAGUUUAUUUUUGUGGGAGAUAAAUUUUAUACGACUGUUCUUUGCUGUCAGUGGUCACUGCUAACUAAGACUGGACAUUUAACUCUUUACCAUUUCUGCAAGAGAGGUGUGUUUGCAGGAAAAAAAGUAAAAAAAACCCGCUUCAAGAUGUUUAACUACAGUUUACCUUUUCUUUUGAGUGUCUUCUAACUUUGCGCUUUGUUCUUCGUGUAGAGUUGCUGUCUAUGAUUGUACUUCAAAUCGCUUGCUUGUUGAAAAUGUUCCUUUAAUGGAUUAUCACAGUCUGUUCAGCACAAUAAACAUAAUAGCCUCUGUGA